AUGCAACCUGUGAAAGAGAGAAACGCAACUGUCAGCGAGGACACUGACCUUCUCGACACCGAAGCCGAUGAAAACGAUUCCCCUAAAAGUGGUUAUAACCAGUUACUGUUUUUUGAUUUCGAGUGUCGCCAGGAGAAUGGUAAUCACGAACCCAAUUUGUGCGUGAUUCAAAACGAGGCCGGUGACGAGUGGGUGUUUGAUGGGGACAAUACGCGUAAUGACUUUUGUGAAUGGUUGUUCACAAAGGAACAUGCAGGGUGUAUCGUUUUGGCACACAGCUUCCAAGGUUAUGACAGCUACUUCAUUCUCCAGUAUUUACAUGAGAACGGUGUAAUUCCCGAAGUGAUUAUGAGAGGUGCAAAGGUCCUUACGGUAUCGGUGCCAAUGUUUAACAUUAAAUUCAUUGACUCGUUAAGCUUCAUACCUAUGAGACUGGCUGACUUCCCCACAACCUUUGGACUGGACGAACUUGCAAAAGGAUACUUCCCUCAUUUGUUCAACAGAAAGGAGAACGAGAAUUAUGUUGGACCCCUACCCCCGAGUCCAUUUUACAAUCCUGAUGGAAUGAGUCCUGAAGAGAAGGAACAGUUCAUGGCAUGGCAUAAGAAGUUGAAAGAGGAGAAUUACGUGUUUGAUUUCCAGCAAGAAAUUCUAGGUUAUUGUCGGUCUGAUGUGGAUAUCCUUCGCCGCUGUUGCCUUGAAUUUCGCGAAAUGUUUCGUGAUAUUACAGGUAUCGACCCGUUUGAGAAAUGCUUAACUAUUGCAUGGGCUUGUAACCUUGUGUUCCGAACAAAUUUCCUCCAAGAAAACACCAUAGCCAUCAUUCCCCCUCACGGUUAUCGUCCCAAAGACAAGCAAUCCCUAUUGGCUUUGAAAUGGCUUUCGUAUAAAGCUGAAAAAGAAGACAUCCACAUUCAGCAUGCACGUAAUGCAGGAGAGAAACGUGUUGGCAAUUACCUACUGGACGGCUAUCACGAAGAGUCCAACACGGCCUACGAAAUCAAUGGGUGCUUCUGGCACGGUAAGUUAACUUGAAAGAAUGGGUUCCUAGUAUAAACACUACAAGCAGAAAUAGUAUUGUUUAUUUAUUUAUUUAUUUUUUUACAGGGUGUUUGAAAUGCUAUGCUCGCGACACAAUAAAUUCAGUCAAUGGUAAGACGAUGCAAGAUCUUCAUCAAACUACAGUGGAGAAGAACAGUUACCUGAAAGAUCAUGGUUUUGUGGUGAUUGAAGUUUGGGAAUGCGAUAUUAAGAAAGAACUAGAUCAAGAUAAAGAGAUGAAGGCUUACUUCGAUAGCUAUGAUUUGAUCGAACCUUUGGAACCGCGUGAUGGCUUCUUUGGUGGGCGUACCAACGCCGCAAAGCUGUUCCAUGAGUGUAAAGAUGGUGAGAAAAUAAGGUAAGAUGUAACAAAAAUGAUAGGAACGAUUAUGACGUCAGAGCAAAUAUAUUGAUGACGUCAUUUCUUCACUUAGGUAUGUGGAUUUUACGAGUCUUUACCCAUGGUGCAACAAAAUGACGCGGACAGUUGUUGGCCAUCCCCGCAUCAUCACAGAAAAUUUUGAUGACAUUUCGACCUAUUUUGGCAUGAUCAAGUGUACUGUUCUACCCUCUCGUGGUCUUUUCCAUCCAGCUUACCUUAUCGAACUCAGGGCAAGUUGAUGUUCCCCCUCUGCAAGUUGUGUGCCGAUACGUGUAAUCAGACCCCAUGUACCCAUUCCGACAACGAGAGAGCCAUUCAAGGAACGUGGUGUAGCGUAGAGUUGGAGAAAGCAUUGGAGAAAGGCUACCAAGUUCUGCAUCUCCACGAUGUAUGGCAUUUCCCUCAACAAUCGGAUGAAUUGUUCAAAGACUACGUGAAUACAUUCCUUAAAAUCAAACAAGAGGCCAGUGGUUACCCAAAGGACUGCACUACGGAAGAGAAAAACAGCAGUGCGUAGAAGAGUACUCGGAACGAGAAGGAAUCCAGUUGGUUCCAGCCAAGAUUGAGUAUAAUCCUGGGUUGCGUGCCUUGGCAGAGCUGAUGCUGAACUCAUUUUGGGGUAAGUUUUAACCACUCUACGAUAACACUAGGCGCAACGUUUGCACAUGGCACUUAAUAUAUUUCAUAUCUUUUUUAGGUAAAUUUGCGCAACGACCGAACAUGACCAAAGUGGAACUGAUCAGUGACGUUCAAAAGUACUUCGACUAUCUGACGUCCGACGAAAUCAACGUGCUCGACGCAAAUUUCGUGAGUGAAGAAGUGAUCGAGAUCCACUACGAAAACAACGAAAAUUUCAUAGCGUCAAAUUCCAAAACGAAUGUGGUCAUCGCUGCUUUUACCACCGCCUAUGCCCGACUCAAAUUGUACGAUGUGCUGGAUCAACUGAAUGAAAGAGUGUUGUACUAUGAUACGGAUUCGGUGAUAUUUGUCAGCAAACCAGGUGAAUCAGAGCCCCCGUUGGGUCCUUAUCUCGGUCAACUCACGGAUGAAUUAAAAGAAGGGCAUAUUACAACCUUCAUAUCGGUAGGACCUAAAAAUUACUGUUAUCGGACCAGUUGCAACAAAGUAGAAACGAAGAUACGCGGAAUCACAUUGAACUGCACUGCAAAACAAAAAGUGAACUUUGACGUCAUUCGCUCAUUGGUGUUUCUCUAUGCAAAAUGUAAUGUCAAGGGACAAGUAACCGUUGAUAUCCCGUUCAGGAUAACUCGGGACACAAAGACAAAAAACAUUGAAACAAAAAGAAUGAAAAAGGACUACCGUAUUGUAUAUAACAAACGUGUAAUUAUUGAUGAUUAUAAAACAUUACCCUAUGG
Paramuricea clavata is the source of this 2799-nucleotide messenger RNA. The record is from the annotation of a GenBank genome assembly. NCBI's taxonomy places the organism in Eukaryota, Metazoa, Cnidaria, Anthozoa, Malacalcyonacea, Plexauridae.